AGUUCAGUCUGCUUGCUGCAGAUUAGUGAGGGGUGGGUAGUUUUACAGAGAGGGUCAGCACAGUUGGCGCUAGUCAUAUUUUAGCAGGUCUCUGCUUGUCACUCCUCCUGACAUGUGGAAUGGAGACAGAGCAUUUAUUCACAGUUGGAAUAACACAACACAGAUGACAGCUUCCUCUUAGAGCUGGAAAAUCCCAGAUGGCUCUCACACAAGUGCAGGACCAGCUUGCUAAAGGGGAAAGGAUCAAUAAGGAAACCGGAGAGCUGAGUGCUUCAGGGGAGUUAUCUGUCUCUGUGAAGUUGAAGGUGGAGAAAGUGGAGGGCUCCUGUAGGAACCCCCAACUCCCACAUGUGCUCAGAGAACAACUACAGGAGCUGGGAGUUCAUACAUACUCGAGCCCUGAACACAGAACUGAUCAUGUUCCUUCAGAGCAGAGAGAGGAGCAUCUAGUCAAAGUCCUGCCUCUCUUCAUACAGGUCUGUGAGGAUGGAGGCAGACUUGAAGGUUUGGACAUGAAGGGGCUUGCAGCUCUCACAGCUGAUACUGUCAUCCAUAAUAUCCACAAAAAACUGACAGAAAAGCCUGCAGAGGUGGCUCGUGGUGAGGUGGUGCAGUUCUUCCAGAGGCAGGAUACUAAGGAGACAAACUGUGAGGAGAAAGACAAUCAAGGAUGGCUGCUGCUGAAGUCUCUGCUGCUGCUGACAGCUGACAGCUCAGAUAUACUGUCCUGUAUAAACCCAGGGCUCCCUGCUGCUUUGGUGAAAUGUAUGUACCUGCUAGUGUGCCUUCCAGCUAAAAAGGAGACCUUGGCAAUAGAAGAAACCUUUCAAGAGCCAUUAACGCAGGUUCUCCUUCAGCUCUGCAGACAGCCAGUCAAUGUGGAGAGACUGGUGGAAACUCAAGAACUGCAGUGUCUCAUCAUUGGCCUCACGUCACUAUGGGAUCAGACCAGUGCCACAUGGAGACAUCAGGCAUCUCGCGUCCUAAAGACGGUCUCUGCUGUAGCAACAAGCAACACUGUCCCAUGCUUGCAAGAAAAGAACUGUGUGCGUAUCUGCAUCCAGAACCUGCUGCACAUCAGCGCUGAUGUCUCAGGACAGCUGCUAGCUGAGGUGGCCGUAGCUGUGUUCAGCUUCAUUCGAGACACUUAUCCUCUCAACCAGGCCCUCUUCGUGGAGUUUGACACCAACAAUGGCUACAAGGCAUUUGAGAACAUCCUGAAACGGUGUGAGGAAGGUGUUUCGGUGGAUCAGUUCCAGCCUGUGGAAGAGUUACUGGCUCUCAUUGCGUCCUUCACUUUGCUUGGAAAAACUGAGCUGAAAGUGGCUGUUUGUGUCACCAAUCCCCAACCUCCAGCCUUUAAGUUUGACCCACCGCUCACUAAAGGAUCAGCAGUAAAAAACCUGCCCGCCUUCCACCUGCUGCAGGCCUCCUUGCUGCGUUCCCAGGAUUCUCAGCUGUGCUGCCAGCUUCUUCGAACCCUGCAGACAAUAUGGGAGAGGGACCCAGCCAAUUUCUUCCUCUUGGAGUGGAGUGUCCAGUCGAUGGCCCAGCUGGCUGCCUGUGUGUGGCGUAAACCAGCACCUGUCCAAAAACUGUUCUUCUCACUGCUGGAGAUGGUGAUAUUUAAGUUGAACUACAUCCCCCAUGAGACCCUGCGGGCACUGCUGGGUGUGCUGAAGCAAAACUGGGCUGGGACAGUGGCUGGAGGAGUGGCAGGGACAGAGUUUGGAGUGGUGGCUCUCAAGUGUUUUCACAGGUUGACAGUGCACAGUGGCAUGCUAUCUGAGGUGCUGAGUGACUGGGGCCUGCUGGAGCUGCUGCUCAACGAGCUUCGUCGGAGAGCUAAAAUCCUCAGGAAGGCUGGAGUUGUCUCUUCCCCACAAAUGAAUCCCCAGCAGCUGCCAAGUGUGGAAGACAGUGAGAGACUGCUCACUACCUGCAUGCUUCAAGUCGUGUCAACUCUCACUCUGCGUUCAAUAAAAAACACAGUUUCAGUGCGAGACCUUGGUAUGGUUCCCUACAUAAAGAUCUUUUUGGAUGAGGAUCAGUAUCGAGGUCCCACUCUGAGCAUUUUGGAGCAGCUUGCUGAAAUUAAUCCUGAGGAGUUUAUGAGUACAGCCAUAGGAGCCCUCUGCUCCUCUACGCAGCAGGAACUCGGUUUGAAGAGGGACCUUUUGCAGUCGGUGCUGAGGGUGCUGGAAAGCCCCAACAGCUGGGACGCUUUCAGGAGAGCAGGAGGCUUCGCUGGACUUCUCUCUCUGGUCAUUGACAUGGAGGGAGCCUUGUCUGCCCCUCCUCAGGGACAAGUGUGGAAGUCCCUGGGGCACAAACCGCUAUUGGACCUCCUCCUUCUCACUCUUCACAUUCUUGCCUUGGCGGUGCAUCUUCACACAGUAAACGCACACCAUUUUGAGACUGGUGGCUUUUAUGAAAGGCUGGCAGAGGCCCUACUCCAGCUGGGCUGUUUCCACACAGACGGCCCAGAGACAGAGCAGUUUGAUGGAGAGGACGGCUCUUUUCUCAAGACUGCAGAGGAGGAUCAGUCUUCUGGAAAGAGCUUCCACCAGUUUGUAGAGCUAGCAGAGGCUCCUGAAGCUCCCUCCUCUCCCUCCACCAAACUGCAACCCAAACUGCCUGUCACUCUUCAGACAUGCAUAAGGCUGCUCUCCUACCUCGACCAGUUUGCCACAGGGACCUACUCUCCUCAGGAGUUGAACAUGGGACUAGAGCCAGAGGAAGGGUGUGACGGAGAUAAAGACAAACUAAAUGGACCAGCAGGGCAUGGAGGGAUGUAUUCAGGGUCCCCCCCAGUCCACUUAGGAUCAGGCCCGCAGUCUCUGGAGGACACACAGGGAAGAUCCAGAAACAAGGCACCCAGUAUUUCCACAGUCUGCUCAGAGACUCAGUACAGUAGGUUCACCUGCGAUCAUAUUAUUCUCCAUCCAGGAGCAAUCCGGGUUAUUAUGACUCUCCUUUCAUCAGUGUUUACUCCUGAGGACCCACAGCUCUCUAUGGAGGUCCAGUUCUCACUGGCGCAUCACAUCCAGGCCAUGGUUAAAUCUGAGAGAAACCGCCAGAUAGUGUGCGAGGGGGGGCUGGUCUCCACCCUGCUGGCGCACUGUCAGAGCAUGUUGCUGGCUCCAAACCACCCGUUACAUCUACCAGUUACUCGUAUCUUGGAGAAGCUCUCCUCACAGGCCAUCACACAUUCAGACUUUAGAAAGUUCCUGUGUUUAGGGGACCCGCUCAUGUGCAUCGCAGACAAAACAGCCAGAAAAUCACAACCAGAAUGUCACCCACCAAUCAAAACUCCGGUUGUUUCAAAUGGUCACAGUACAGAUACAGAUGACUCGUCUGGAUCUUCAGUUAAGACACUAAAGCGGGGCUUCAGUUUGUUGCAGUCUUCAACUUGCAGUGAAUCCCCGGUUGGUUCGACAAUCCCUGUCCACCAGAUCAUCAGUCUGGUGUCCAUGACGUCACCGCGCACCUUCAGGCCACACAAAGUCUCCUCUUCACCUGCCUUUGUAGAGUUUGACAUGAGUGAAAGUGGAUACGGCUGCCUCUUCCUGCCGUCUCUGGCCACAGUUAAAGGAGUGACUGCUGAUGCAGUCUCAACGGGUGGAAUUGGAGGAGACUGCCGGGGUUUUCCUCCCGCAGCUGGUCUCUCAUUUUCCUGCUGGUUCCAGAUCAACCGCUUCAGUUCAGCCUGUGAUUCCCACCCAAUCCGUCUACUGUCAGUGGUUCGCCACAUGUCCCGGACUGAACAACAGUACAUCUGUCUGUCUAUCUCCUUCUCAGCUUAUGACGGCUGUCUGGUCAUCUCCACAGAGGAGGAAGCAUUUACAUACCUGGAUAUGAUGGAGCCAGAAAUUUGCUCUCCAACUUCUUUACCUACGUCACUGAGGUUUCGCUGCUCCAGCAUGCUGGUCCCAAGUCAGUGGCACCACCUGGCUGUGGUUAUGGCCAAAGAUGUGAAGAAGAGCUGUCUGACUUCAGCAUACUUAAACGGCAAAGCAGUGGGGACAGGAAAGAUGAGGUACAUACAGCCGUUUCCUGGUCAAUAUGUCUCCAUGGACCCUGCGGCUGUGAUCGACGUGUACGGACUGAUAGGAACACCGGCUCUUUGGAAGGAGCAUGCUGCUCUUGUAUGGCGAGUGGGCCCAUCUUACCUGUUUGAAGAAGCUUUGAGCGCAGAGGCUGUGGGUGCCAUAUACACACAAGGCACCACAUACCAGGGCAACUUCCUGGCUUUGUGCAACACAGGUCAUGAUCCAGAUGCUGAGUCUGUCCCUCUCAGGCUGGUUCCUGAGGAGCGCAUCUCAUUUGGUAUGAACCCAGCAAUUUCUACAUUAACGACUGUGGUGCAGAUCAGAGAGGAUUACAACGAGGUGGACUGCAGACUUAUUGCUAAAGAGAUGGGGAUAACAUCUCGGGAUCAGUCCACUCCGGUGUUCCUGGCUCGAAACAUCAGCCAGCACCUGAGCGGUACAGCUCGUACCAUAGGAGCAGCCCUGGUUGGACAUUUUGGUGUGCGUACAUUCACACCCAGAAGUGCAUCCGAUGGUUUCCUGUACGUCGGUGGACCUGCAGUUGUCCUCAGUCUAGUUGCGAUGGCGCCAGAUGAUAGCUCUCUGUACGCAGCGGUUAAAGUUCUUCUCUCUGUACUGGAGACCAACUCUGCCAUGCAGCGGGAAAUGAGCCGCAUCAAUGGAUACAAGCUGCUAGCUUUCCUGCUGAAGAUGAAGCACAGUCUGGUCAGCUUCAGAACCUUUCAGCUGGUUCUGUAUCUUUCGAAGUCAGUGGAGAUGAGCUCUGGGUCGGGCUACCUACACAGCACACCUGCUUUCCAGGCUCUGCUAUGUGACCUGGAGGUGUGGCAGAACACAUCCGACAAUCUGGACCUUUCAGUUUUGAACCACUUUGCUGAAAUCCUGAACUCUUCGAGCGGUGACAGCAGGAAUGCAGCGGUCAUGCACAGUAUGGGGCUGCUACCAAAGCUGCUGUUUGAGCUUUGUGAUCCUGCUGUGACAGUUCAGAAGGUUAAGAUCAUUUCAUGUGUCAUUACAUCCCUCCUAAAAGCUCACCUCACCCCUCCUGACAUAAGCAGACUCGGGCUCUUCCUGGUCUACACACUCCCUCCUCUCAGUAACAUGAAUGAAGGAAAUGAGAUAUCUGACGGCGAUCUUUCAAAGGAUACGCAAGCUCAGAGCUCUGAUCCCUCCAGUCUCAUCUGGAUCCGCAACCAGCUGUUACUCUCUGUUUGUGAAAUCCUCAACUCAGACAACCUUCUAAUCAAAGAUGGGCAGAAGACUGUAUUCGAUGCCCUGGGGAGUGAUUGGUUCCUGCUCUUCCUUCAGCCCCACCUUCACUCUUCCACCUUGAAACUGGGUCUCAUCCUGCUCACACACUUUCUGUCGAAUCCCAGCCAGCAAAGCAGUUUCAGAGAGGGGGUCCUCCCAGCAACACUCAUAGAGGGCAUGGAGGAACCGUUUGCUGCCUUGGACAACCUCAGAGCCCAUUCUUGGUCUUACGAGUGCCUCAGCACCACGUGUCCAGGCUUUGAUGUCCUUCAGGGGCUGCUGAUCAGACACACUCACCUGCCUCAGGUGUUUGAAGUCGUGGCUGCUUUGCUGCUACGGAAGAAAGCCACUUUCACUGCAGAGGGAAAGGUGACUUUGGAUGACGUCCUACAGUCAUUGAUUGACAGCCAAACAGACUCUCCUGCUCAACAGCUCUGUGUUGAGGCUGCAACAAUUCUGCUGGAAUUAGUCAAAGUUGUGAUCACUCAGCCUCCUACUCCCCCAGCAAAGCUCAUAUCAGAUACUGAUGCAUCAUGGGAGAUUUCCCAGGUCCCAGCAAGUGUGAUGCAGUUCCUCUGUCUUCUCCAUAAUCUGCGGCCCAGAGACCUACUGUGGGUCUCACCAGAGUUCCUCCACACACUUGCUGGAGUUGUGUACCCUCUGGAUGUUUCAGAGGUUGGAGUUGAACCUUGCGCAGUGAGUGAAGAUAAGGACACACUCAAAAAUCAUCCAAACAGGAAGCCAGUGUGUGACUUCAUUCGUAUUCUGCUGAUGGACAGUCUGUUUAAUAUGUCUGCCAACACCAAUGCACAUCCUCUAAUUCUGUUGCUGGAGUUUUCUCCUGAUGGUGCAUCCUUGGAACAGAGGCAGAGUUUCCAGACUGAGCUGCUCGAAUUGAUCAUGGACAUCAUCCACAUGCUCAGCAACGAGGAUGAAAACAACACUCAUCUCACCUCACAAGACUGCAGUCAGACUCCUGAGAGACAGAUGGGCACGCUGAUGGAGAAUGUGGUGUUCUUCAGUAAGACGCUGCUGCAGAAACUUUACAGCGGAACAUUCUUGGGAGACUCUGAGAGUUUGAUCAACUUCCUUGCAGAUCAGAUUGUGGUGGCUCUGGAGAAAGGCCAAACUCAGAAGGAAAAGACCGUGUCGGCCCUCUACUCGUGCAGCAAUAAAGCCCUGCUUUAUUUCUUGUCUCAACCGCGACAUUCCCAAGAAGAAAAGGACGCCGUCGUCAGGACGUUACAGACUUUCAUGGAACGCUGGGAUGUUGUCAUGGCAACUUACAAUUCAAAUUUGAACUUCGUUACCUGCCUUCUUCAUUGUCUGUUAUUGAUACGAUCGGGCAGCUACCCUGAAGGUUUUGGAUGUGUGGCACAGAAAGUGCCUCAAAGGAAAACUUCGUCUCCCCAGUUUGCUACCAGAAGUAAACAUUCUGCCUGCCUCAGCAACGGAGCAGACACGAUCACAGAUGACAGAGAGCUAGUGUCCUUAGCAGAGGCCUGCUGGUCAAAGGUCAUGGCAGAGAGGCAGCACAUGCUUGAGGAAACUUAUAAGAUAGAGAUCUCAGCGAGCCCCACAGCUCAAACAGGGCCUGUCAGCAUGACUGACAUCAGCCCUCUGUGGGAGGAGACGGCGAACAAAACCUGGCUGCUGCACACAGAUUCUCAGAAGAAGAAGAUGGGCAACAGUUCUCAAAAGACGUUUGAUAUGAUCAGCAGUGCUGUUCGCUCAGCUUUGGGCAGAUCAGGCAAAGAGUCAGGAACAGUAGAGGAGUUUCUAUCCUACAUGGAGUCACAUCGACAGAGAGGCCACAGCAUGUUUGAGAAUAUGAGGACAAACCACUUACAGUUAAGAGCCAGUGAGUGGGAGCGGGUGAGCUCCAGGUGGCUGCAAGUGGAGGCCGAGCUACUGAGGGAGAGAGCUGUGUUUGGCCCUGGCCCAGGGGUGCUGCUGAGCAGAGACUGGGUGCAAGAUGCCGCUGAAGGACCCAACCGGACCAGAUCACGCAUCCGCAGAAAGGCUCUCAGACGAUCCAAACGGGUGCUGGGAACGCUGUGUCUGGGUUUAAGGACUGGCAUGUCUGAGGUGGCCCAAAAUAGCACAGACGGUGACACAGAGCCCAAGAUCCUGUGUGAAGUCGGAGCAGAGGUUAAAGAGGACGAAGAGGAGGGAGGAAAGGAUUGUGACCGUCUGACCUUCUUUCCCGUCCUGAAUGAGACACCUGCUGUCACUGAGGGUCCACCCGACCCCUUCACCCCCGACCCCUGCUCCCACACGCAAGACUGCCACGACAUACGAAUCAUUCUGCAGGAGCUGCACCCUGGAGAGGAGGUAAAGGCGAAGAUGUGUGUAGUGACGGUGAGCGGCCUCAGAGUGACGGAGGGGGUGCUGCUGUUUGGGAAGGAGAGCCUGCUCCUGUGUGAAGGAUUUACUCUGAGUCCUGGUGGAGAUGUUUGUUGCAGGAAACACCACCCCAGCAGUGUACGUGAUUCCUAUAUUUCCACCAUGCUGAGUAAAGAGCUGCCACCAGCACGCUGCAGAUGCUGGCCCUAUGAGGACAUCAAGGAUGCUCGCUUCAUACGUUUCCUCUUAGAGGACAAUGCUAUUGAAGUCUUCAUGAAAAACGGACUGUCGGCCUUCCUGGUAUUCCUGAAUAAAGAUCAUGUCUCUGCAUAUAAAAGGUUGUGCUCGGUAGUGUCAGCAUUAAAAGGCAGAGGGGUUGCUGAAGUCCUUGCAAAUGCAAGGAAGGCUCCUGUGGUUGAAAAGGCAGCCCUUGUUAAAUGGCAGAAAGGGGAAAUAAGUAACUUUGAGUACUUGAUGCAUCUGAACACCAUUGCUGGGAGGACAUACAACGACCUGAUGCAGUAUCCAGUCUUCCCCUGGGUCUUAGCGGACUACCAGUCAGAGACACUCGAUCUGUCAAAUCCUGCAACUUUCCGUGACCUCUCGAAGCCGAUGGGAGCUCAGACAGAGAAAAGAAGACAGAUGUUCAUUGAAAGAUAUGAAGAGGUUGAGAACAUAGAGGGUGAAGGAGAUUUGUCGACACAAUGCCACUACUGUACCCACUACUCCUCAGCCAUCAUCGUAGCCUCCUUUCUUGUCAGGAUGGAGCCGUUUUCACACACUUUCCAGGCACUGCAGGGAGGGUUCGAUAUCCCAGAGCGGAUGUUUUACAGUGUGAAGAAGGAGUGGGAGUCGGCCUCCAGAGACAACACGGGAGACGUCAGAGAGCUGAUCCCAGAGUUCUUCUACCUGCCUGACUUCCUGCUCAACUCCAACCACAUCCAGCUGGGCUGUAUGGAGGAUGGAACCGCUCUGGGAGAUGUGGAGCUGCCUCCAUGGGCAAAAGAUGACCCGCAAGAGUUCAUCAGAAUCCAGCGAGAGGCCUUGGAGAGUGACUAUGUGAGUGCCCACCUCCACCUGUGGAUCGACUUGAUUUUCGGGUUUCGGCAGCAAGGCCCUGCCGCUGUAGAGAGUGUGAACACGUUCCACCCUUACUUUUAUGCUAACAGAGGCCGGCAGGAUGCCAAGGACCCCCUCAUCAAAAGCACAAUUUUGGGAUAUGUCAGCAACUUUGGCCAGGUUCCCAAACAGCUCUUCACUAAGCCACAUCCGCCUCGCAGUGGCACUAAGAAAGAAGGAUCAUCACCACAUCCGACUCCAUUUUUCUUCAAACUGGAUAAACUGAAGACCACUGUGCAGCCGUUCAGAGAGCUGUCGAGAGGCCCAGUAGGCCAGAUACUGUGUCUGGAAAAAGAGGUCAUGGUCCUGGAGAGAAACCGCCUCCUCUUGUCGCCUCUGUUGGGCUGCUUCUUCAGCUGGGGCUUCCCUGACAACAGCUGUGCCUUUGGAAACUAUUCCACAGAAAAGACCUUUGCUGUGUGUGAGAGUUUGUGUGACUGGGGGGAGACGUUAUGCGCCGCCUGUCCCAACUCGACGACCAUCAUCACUGCAGGAACCAACACUGUGGUGUGUGUGUGGGAUGUAGCUGUGAGCAAAGACAAACUCACUCACAUGAAACUCAGACAGCCGUUAUACGGUCACACAGAUUCAGUGACAUGCCUGGCUGUGUCUGACAUCCACAGCAUAAUAGUUAGUGGCUCCAGUGACCUCACCUGUAUCCUGUGGGAUAUGGAGGAGCUAAGCUACGUCACCCAGUUAGCAGGACACACAACCAGCGUCUCUGCACUGGCUAUCAAUGAACUCACAGGUGAGAUAGCGUCAUGUGCAGGACCUCUGCUCUACCUGUGGACCAUGAAGGGUCAGCUGCUGACCUGCACCGACACUUCCUGCGGGCCUCGGGCAGACAUCCUGUGUGUGAGCUUCACGCAGCGACACCAGUGGGAUGCCAAGAACGUCAUCGUCACCGGUUGUGCAGACGGCAUAGUACGGAUAUGGAAGACAGAGUACACCAGAACACAAUUACCUGGCCCUCCAGAAGAGCCUGUGUCCCCAGGGCAAGACGGAGCUGAGAGAGACGCGAGCCGCUCAUGCCAGGUUAAAGGCUGGGAGAGACAUCUGCUAUUGUGUCAGGAGCUGGACAGAAGUCUGGCCGUGUCGCAACGUCGCAGCAAGAAUAAUCCUGCCAUCACAGCGUUGGCCAUGUCCAGGAGCCACGCUACUCUGUUGGCAGGCGACGCAUGGGGCAGAGUUUUCAACUGGACCUGUGAGUGAGAGGUGGCCGGGUUUGAACACAAACGUGCCUCCAGCCAUCAUUUUAACACAGCUUUUAUCCUCUCUGAGAGACGCUGACACAGAAAAUCCAUCAGUGUCUCAGUGUUUGACACCAGCUGAGCACUGAAACAUUUGUGCAUUCAGGGUGAACUACAUGUUACAAUGUGUGGUACAUUCAAGUCUCAGAUGAUGUAGAAUAUUUUACCUCCUAUUAAGAUAUUUAAUUCUGUAUGUUUUAUUGUAAAUACUGAAUUAUAAAAAAAAAUGUGAACAAACCUA
This is a messenger RNA of Plectropomus leopardus (leopard coralgrouper), 10259 nucleotides long. It is a transcript of the gene wdfy4, whose product is annotated as WDFY family member 4. The record is from RefSeq and is a predicted model, not a curated record. Gene Ontology annotation, biological process: antigen processing and presentation. NCBI's taxonomy places the organism in Eukaryota, Metazoa, Chordata, Actinopteri, Perciformes, Serranidae. Gene Ontology annotation, molecular function: protein binding.